Molecule: messenger RNA, 528 nt
Organism: Hansenula anomala
Lineage: Eukaryota; Fungi; Ascomycota; Saccharomycetes; Phaffomycetales; Wickerhamomycetaceae
Exons: 1
Biological process (GO): protein peptidyl-prolyl isomerization
Molecular function (GO): peptidyl-prolyl cis-trans isomerase activity
Source: RefSeq, a predicted model, not a curated record
AGAGUGUUUUUCGCUGUAGAGAUAGAUGGGAAAACGGUAAAUGUGGUUAUCCAAUUACUAAUAGAACGAGCUGCUAAAGAAUCGAUCAAAAAUUUCCAUAAAUUAUUGACUUCAAAUAACGGUAGCUCAUAUCGUUCAACAAAACUUUCCAGAAUAGUUUCACCAGAAUUUAUAAUCCAAGGUGGUGCAAUUGAUGGUUUCAAUGGGGACUUAUUAGUGAAGAAUGAAGUCACUCCAGAAACGACAUUAUUGGAUCAAAGAGGUUUAGUAGCUAUUGCAACUGAAGUUGAGAAUCAUGAACCGUCAAGUGAAUUUUUCAUUACUUUAGAAGACCUAUCAGAGUUUAAAGCAUUAAAAGGUAGGUUCCUUGUUAUUGGUAAGAUAGUUAAUGGAUUAGAUCAAUUGAUUGAGCUUACAAAAGAUGUUGCAGUUGAUGAAAAUGAUAGACCGAUACAUGACAUAUACAUUACAAGAACUGGUGAACUAGUGAAAAAGAAGAAAACAUCUGCUCAAAAUGAUACAUCAAAA